Messenger RNA from Theileria equi strain WA, 1485 nucleotides. RefSeq lists its product as hypothetical. The transcript has a single exon. The coding region runs from base 1 to 1485 and encodes 494 amino acids. The record is from RefSeq and is a predicted model, not a curated record. Lineage: Eukaryota; Apicomplexa; Aconoidasida; Piroplasmida; Theileriidae.
AUGGCAGGGGAUGGAGGGCUUCAGAAAGGCGCCAUGUUUAUGGCAGGGCUGACUCUGUUGCAGUCUCUCCGUGUGGCGUUAACUGGAGCAAAGUUUGCACUUGACAGAUUUAAAAUUCCUCAACAACAUGCCAGUUCGUUCAUUAACAUGGUCCAUAAUCCUAUGGAACUGGCAACGUUUACUGGGAUGGGUAUUAUGACCAGUCUGUCAUUUAUACCCGAUCUUAAGGACUCUUUCAAAUGGUUCGCCAUAUUUACUAACAUAGCACUGUGUUGUUCCUUCAUUCUACUCCUCAUCGCAUUUACGUCUGGAGGCUCGUUAGGUGAUUUAACGUUCUAUUACUGGACUAUCGUCCUAGUCUCAUUUAUUUACGGACUGAAUGUGGCAGCUGUAAUGAAUGUUGGAAGUGCAAAUGCCGCCUUUUUCAAUGUAGGAAUUCCUCUCUCUGGUAUCCAAGUUUGCAUUUACUACUUUAUCUUUACGAAGCUUGCUGAGUGGUGUAACUGGUCAAACGUUAGCUACUGGAUCAUAUUUUGGCAGCUUAUCAUAGCAAUAAUUAUAUCAGCAGUCUCAGCUGCUAUCUGGAUUUAUGCCUAUAGACCAGAUGUUGCUAAUGGUUCUCCUUCUGCUGUCCCUCAAGAUUUAGGCGAAUAUACUGCUUUGUCUCCGAUUCUCAUGGGAAUGGUAGGUAUGGGUGCUAUAUAUGCCUUCUACCCGGCCAUUGCUCCUUACAAAUUGACUGACGUUGGUACUGGCUACCAUAUUGAUCUUGUUGUUUUAUUCAUGAGCGCUGUUCCUGGUAUUUUAAUUGCAGCUUUAUGCCUACGUGGAAAAGGUCCAGACAAAAAUUGGAGGACUAAUAAUGCUCCAUGGUGGCAUGCUGCUUGGUUCUUGGCAUUUCCACAUCUUACUGCUAUGGUCUUAUGCUUGGUUACACUUCAUUACCCUAGUAGUGGAAUGGCGAAUUCUAUAAAGAGCAGUGGUUUAAAGGUUGGAGCUAUUACCAUUACGCUAAAGUUCUGUGAGGAAGGACUAAAAGCGGUUUCAUAUGCUGGAGCCGGUAAGCAAGUAGGUAAAUACUGCGACUGCAAAACAGCCGGAGGAGGUACUUGCCAAUGCAAAAGCGGAAGUCCUUGCAACUGCCAAGAGACAUGCAUAUGCGGACCCACCUGCACCUGUAAAUGUUGUAAAGAUAAGGAUGGAGGUGCUAUCUCCUCUUUUAAUGCGUUCACAUCCCAAGGUUUAAUGAUCAUCUUGGCUUUUACUGGAGACGGUUACCUAAAGACUUACUCCAAGUAUGAGAAUGAUCGGAGUAAAUGGCCUACUAAGAAUUUUGGCUUCUGGAGGUCCAUCUCUUACUGGGCAGGGAAUGGAGCAUAUGUAGCAUGCAAGAGUGUUAAGUCCUCCUUUACCACUAAUGUCAGAUGCAAAGUUUUGGGUAAAUCAGAGGCUCUCCUAAUUGUCUAUGAAGAUCAGGAAUUUUAA